AUGAAUGACCCCUACCGCCAGUCCGCUGCUGCGGCUGCUGCAGACCUCUUGUACCCCGAUCUCUCGAGUUUGGCUGCGGUGGGUGCUACUCUCCCCCAAGAUUGGCUCAAAUCCCUCUCCCCGCAACGCCCCUCUGGUUCAAAGUGGGCUCAGCCGCCUGCCAGUACUAGUUCUCGGACUUCGGUCCCAAUGCCCUCCACAUCCACUUCCUUCUCCGGUUAG
This is a messenger RNA of Dibothriocephalus latus, 222 nucleotides long. NCBI's taxonomy places the organism in Eukaryota, Metazoa, Platyhelminthes, Cestoda, Diphyllobothriidea, Diphyllobothriidae. The record is from the annotation of a GenBank genome assembly.